CAAUUGUGCUUGUGCAUCAUUAGCGUUAGCAUUACAUUUUUUGUCUACGCUGUGACCCUUACGUUAUUAAGCAUUAUUAAUUUUCAAUCAACGAAUUAAGGUCCGUGGAAAGUCGAAAAGCUUCGUCGAGUUCAUUUCUCGGAGGUGGUACCAGUGUGCUUUCCGUUUAAAAUCUCUUAUUUGUGAACCAAGCGUCCGAAUCAUCCGCGCUGUGUGUGUGUCUUGGUACAGAAUCAUCAUGGCUUUUCCAAGAAGAAGGAAUCCGAAGGCACUAAAGUAAUCAAUACGCGGCUAUUUUCUCUAGGUUCUAUUUUGCGAGUCGUCAGCGCGAAUUCUGCGACAAUGAGUAAUUUUGAAAAAGACUGCAAACACCUUGACUUUUUCAAUCUCUUUGAGAGUAUCAAAGAAGAAUCAAACAAAUAUGAUUUUUCCAUCAAAGCAGCAAAGGAAAACAAAAAUCUCAAUCGUUACAGGGAUGUCAACCCCUACGACUAUUCUCGGAUUAUCCUUACGAGGGGCAGCUGUGACUUCAUAAACGCAAAUCUAGUGCCUGUGGAGAAAGCACAUAGGAAAUACAUUCUAACUCAAGGACCCCUACCCAACACAAUAUCACAUUUCUGGGCUAUGGUUUGGGAGCAAAACAGCAAAUCAAUAGUGAUGCUCAAUAAAAUAAUCGAAAACAACCGGAUUAAAUGUCAUCAGUAUUGGCCAAGUAGAACAGAUGAUCCUUUGGAUUUAUCAGAUGUUUCUCUAAAGGUAUCUUUUGUAUCAGAAACAGCCUAUCAGUACUACACUGUCCGAACUUUUGAGCUAACUGAUACAGAAACAGAUGAAAAGCGGGAGGUGUUGCACUAUCACUAUAUGACGUGGCCAGAUUUCGGUGUACCCAAAAGCCCCAAAGAAUUUCUGCGUUUCUUGCGAGCCGUUCGAAAAAGCGGAUCUUUGGAUGAAAAUGUUGGUGCUCCAAUUGUUCACUGCUCGGCUGGCAUUGGGCGCUCUGGUACAUUUUGUUUAGUGGAUUCCUGUCUAGUAAUGAUUGCAGAGAACGGAGAAAAUUCCAUAGAAGUCCGAGAAGUUGGCGAGGUAUUGCUGGAUAUGCGGAAAUAUCGCAUGGGACUUGUCCAGACGGUUCAACAAUUACGCUUUAGUUUUCUAGCCAUCGUUGAAGGCAUGAAAUCUAGCUGGCUUCACAAUCUCGAAGAUUCACCUGAAGAUGAUGAAAAAGUGGAUUCUCAAAGUGAAAGCGAAGAAGAACCACCUCCACUGCCACCGCCUCGAACUGAGUCUUUGCGACCGGAAAGACCGGCACCGAUAUCAGUCGAAAGCUCUCCCUCAUCUUCACCGGAUGAAGAGUCACCUCCUGGAGCAUCACCAGCUGUCGAGGAACCAACAGGCGCAGCUGGGGAAAGCAAACCCAUUGAAAAUGGUGUUGACAAAGAUGGGGAAGAAGCAGUGCGUCAGAGGAAAGCGGUGCAAGCAGACAAGCAGAAGCGUCUGGCAGAAAAGGUCGAGGAGAUGAAACGCAAACAGGACGACGCAGAGUACUGGGAACGGAUCAAAAGGUCAAACAAACGACCCCGGCAUACUUAGUAAUGAUUGAAAUCAAGGAGAGAUUAAUUGAAAGGAGCUUCGAUAAGUUUGAAUCGGGAAGACAGGAAGGAAGGAAGACAGGAAAAUUCUUUGUGAGUAUUGUCCCAGUCUUAGUUGGCUCCUAACUGUUUGUCUUGCUUGACCCUGGCUGUUAACAGAUCUGGAAAAAAUAAGAUUUUAUCUACGAUGCCCAACUAUCUAUGAGCUUUGACCCUAAAUCGUGCGCUUACAAAUUAGAUUACUUAGCUAAACUAUGCGCAAUUCUUUACAAACUGAUACUAACAGCCCUUGGGCUGAAUGCAACUGAUAGAUAUCGAUACUAUAAAUUUUACCCAGUGGGUACAGCACUGUGUCGGAACGUUAGCCUCUGAACCAGGCAGAAAAUUUUCUUAUGGUCAGUACUUUUCUCUUCUACUGAUACUUUUAAGUCUGUAAUUAGUGUUCCAUUACAUUGAGACAAUUAGAGUUAUUCUGAAUGGUAAACUGAGAAAAUUUUCCACGGUUUACUAUCGACUCUUCGUGAGAGAAAAUCAGAUGGAAGUAUUUCUGGCACCGCCAGAAUAGACCUGAUUCUGCAAUGUAAAAGAAAGAAGCAAUAUAGUGACCUCAAAUUAGUUAGUCAGUGGUUCUAUUUGGUGUAAAUUCAGGUAUUUCAAAAUAGGGCAGUGAUACUCAACCUUUUUUGGCUGCAGAACAUUUCUCCACCAUGCAAAGAGGCUGCGGACCACCAACAAAAACUAACAACCUUUUUAUGUCAAAAUCGCUUUUACUACUUCAGGAAGAAUUCAAAAGAGAGUUCAAAAUUUCCAUGGUCAUAAGGUUUUCCUCUCCAUAUAAACUGUGCUUCUCAAACCAACAUUUUUAAAAUUUUUGAUAGGCUUUGGCCGACCACUGUUUAAGAACCGUUAAGAUAGGCUCCCACCAAUUACAAUUGCUCAUAGAUUUUGAAGAGAGGUCAUGAGAGCUUGCAGAUUUUUAUGUGAGGCUCCAAAUUUCUGUAUCAGCGUAGCUCAGAUUUUACAAAUUACAAAUUUUUGUUUGUGUGACGCCUCUGCCUUCUAUGUUUGUGUUCAAUUGUGUGUGGGAUAUCCCUGUCAACGAAUUUUUUUACACAUUGUCAAUAUUAAGGUAGUAAAUGUCAUGCAAUUUUAUAGUCCAAGUCCAACCAAGUCCCUCAAAAGUUUCCUACAUUUUCAAGAGGUUUUUGAGGCACAUUUAUAAUGGCCAGGAUCCAUGAAUUUGCCCUUUGGUUCAUUUGAUUAGUUUCUUUCAAAGUAAUAGGAUGCAUAAGUACUUUCACUGCAAUGAAUAUUCAGUGUCGUUAGGCUUUCUUGCAUGAAAUGAGUUGAAGUACCUCUGUCAUGUCAAUUAUUACCUUUCGCAAACUUCAUUUCUUUCAUUUUUGGUAGGUACACUCUACCUGUUGUAGAGUGUACCUUGUGUUUAUUCCCUAUUUGAAUCAUGAAUUAAAAAGAAAGCGACAGCUUCCAUUUCAUUUGUAUCUUUCCGUAUUAUUAAGAUGGGUGCCAAAAAUAAUUCGGCCAAAUCUUUCCAUAUUUUUUUUUUAAUAUUAGUAAUCAUGAUUUGUGCAGAUACUUUGAGUUCUAAGGUUGCUUGGUACAAAACAUGCUUGAAACUUUUAUCAAGGAAAACAAAGUCUCUCAUCAGAAUGUGUGAAAAAACUAACAGAUACGAGGCAGCAUCAUUUUUCUUAUCCCUUUGAGUAUUUUUGCUGAAUAGGCCAAAGCGCUAAUGGUGUUGUUUGCUACUUGCUCAGUUGAUGAUUUUAAAAUUUUUCAAACAAGUUGUUCGAAACGCCAAUUCUUUUUGCACUCAAGGUACUAGGAAGUAAUGAAUUUUUUUUAAAAAAAAUUUGACUGCACAUACAUUUACACCAAAAAAAUGACACCCGUUUGACGAAGAGGUUCAAUGUUGGCUGAAUUAUGCUCUUCUGCUAGUUCAUGUUUUCAUACCCCUCUGAACCUAUAAGGUUCUUAAAUUAAAACUUUCUCUUUGCCAUUUUCAAGAAAAUUGAAGCUGAAAAGUGAAUUUUUUUGCACAUGUACACUAUUGAAAGUGUAGUAUUUUCACAGUGUUGGAGUUUUCACCUUUGUUCACAAAAUGAGCCAACCAUAUGGGCUGGUCUGGUAUCAUUCGGGAGAGUUUUUAUUCUUUUUAAUUUUCAUUUAAUUUAUUUUACUUGUUGGGCUAGUUCCACCAGCUACUGAGAGAGUGCAUGAAUAUUAAGACACACAUCAUUUAUUUUCUUAAAACAGCAAAGAAAAUAGAGCUCUCCUUCUUCACCAAAUUGCCGAUACUGCAUUUUAUGAACUAGAAAACUUAGUUUGUAGCCCCAACUUUUUUGACAUUUGAUGAGAGGAAGUUCUAGUUUUGUGCCUUUUAUACAAUGGAAGUCAUAAAGGGCUUCCAUAAAAAGAUACGAAAUUGACCGCCUUUGAAUUGAGAUGAAUUGACGGUGAAAAUGCAGGAAUGCAUACCUUGUUUGCUGUGUUUCAAAAUCUUUGCUCCUGUUGAAUCUCAUCAAAGAAGGACAAACCAACGCUAUAGCUUGAAAUUGUUAUAGAGUUCUCUUCGUGCAGAGAUGAAAAAUCAGGGGAGUUUUUAAGGAAUGAAAUUGAGCAUUUUUCAGUUUAAAAAAUAAAGGUGGAUAGAAAGUUAGAAAUGUCGAAAACCAAGAUAUGCAUUCCCGCAGUUUCACCAUCAAUCCGUCAUCUUCGGUGAAAAUAGAACCUGACAAUGCUUGAUAAGCUUCCUUCAAAGCCUGCAUGAAUCAUGAUAAAGCGGCUCACUUAAAAAUGGCACACGCAACAAAGCAAUACAUGAGACAGUUUGAAAAUUGUUGCUGCUGUUUUUUUCCUUCAAUUGAAUAUUAUUAUGUAUGUAACAACGAACAGAUGCCACGGCUUGCUCUUGCUAAUUCCAUAUCACAUAGACAUUUUUCCAAGGAGAUCUACAGUCUCAUGUGUGGGAUUUUUUAAGCUUUCUGGUUAGUGAAAUCACCAACUGACGAUAAAAUUCCUCUUUUCACAUAUCCUGAAUGCAAGCUGAUUUGGUUCAAUCUCAAAUUUUCAGUCAAAAAACUCAGUCUUUCCUGCAUUUUUUUGCUCAAGAUUGGGUGGAAAAUGUAAAAGCUGGUCCAAUUUAGUAAGAGAGGAGUGAUUACUUGGUCGGUUCCAAAUCCUCCAACUAUUACUGAUACAGUGUUGUUUAUUUUAAGACCAAUCAUAUACCGCAAAGAAAUUUUACUUUUAUGUAAAGGACUACACUUAAGUUGAAAGACUGACGAGCUAUGAGAAAGUUCUGACGUAACAAGCGACAGACGAGUAUUUUAAUGAUUGCAGAUCAUGGAGCGUGAAAUGGACAGACCCUCUAUGGCAUGAAUCAACUUCGGAUUUCGGAUUCUUGGGGCAUAAAAUCUAUGCUGUAGCUUUUGUAAAAACAUUGAGUCCCAAAUUCCUCCCUUCAAAUGUCGAAAUUUUGGUAAUCGUUUUUUCAAAAAAGAAAAAAUUGAUAACAGUUUGCAACAUCAUGCAACAGAGAAAUAGUUAAAUUUUCAAAAAAACCAAAAAAUGCAUUGUUUUGAAUGAGUAAUACUAUGCCAUGGAGGGUUAACUAGAAUAAGCCUAACUACAUCAGACGUAGGGCAAUUGUCACGGAUAAUUUAUAUUUUAAACAGAAAGCUAAACAACACUGAAACUUCAAGAUUUUUCUAGAUUAACCUUAGCUUUUCCACCUUAAUUACAUUCGCAAACUUACUUGUGCAAAUGUUUACUUCACUGGAGAUAAAUUGAAGAUAGAAAAGACCGUGAUAUACACUCCCUUUGUCUUAACGUCCCUUUCAUACCAUUUGUGGAAGGGUGAUAUCUAUGUUUAUUUUGUAUGUACAACUUAGCAUUCUGACCAAACUUUUCAAUUUUUAGUGUCGCAGCCUCAUGUAACAGAGUAAUUCUACAACUGAAUUAAAAAAAUAAAUUUGUAAUAAAACUAAAUAUUUUAAUCGAAGUUCUGAAUGUAUCAAUUACUGUCUCUUUCCUGACAGGACUGUAAACUAUUGCUAAUUUUUCAAUGAAAAAUAUCGGUACAUAGUAGCUCACAUUUUCUCAGAGAUCCUUCAAUUUUAUACCUCAAUAAUUCUAAAAAUGUAGCCUUCAAAAAUGAUCAAAUAAAUAAGUCAAUACAAAUUAUUACAUUCUACGCAA
Bemisia tabaci is the source of this 5810-nucleotide messenger RNA. Its product is annotated as tyrosine-protein phosphatase non-receptor type 61F. Gene Ontology annotation, molecular function: non-membrane spanning protein tyrosine phosphatase activity; protein kinase binding. Gene Ontology annotation, cellular component: cytoplasm; nucleus. Gene Ontology annotation, biological process: negative regulation of receptor signaling pathway via JAK-STAT; peptidyl-tyrosine dephosphorylation; negative regulation of ERK1 and ERK2 cascade. Lineage: Eukaryota; Metazoa; Arthropoda; Insecta; Hemiptera; Aleyrodidae. The record is from RefSeq and is a predicted model, not a curated record.